Molecule: messenger RNA, 3805 nt
Organism: Betta splendens (Siamese fighting fish)
Lineage: Eukaryota; Metazoa; Chordata; Actinopteri; Anabantiformes; Osphronemidae
Product: NLR family CARD domain-containing protein 3-like
Exons: 11
Coding region: 210-3734 (1174 amino acids)
Molecular function (GO): protein binding
Source: RefSeq, a predicted model, not a curated record
AGACGAAGGUGGGGCUUCACACACACAAACAUAGGAGCAGAGGGAAGACGUUCGCAGUAAGAAGCUGAGUAAGCAGAGCUUUAAUGGUUUGAUUAAGCCUGUGGAGAAGGAGAAGGCUACUACUGCUCUCCCGCUGUCUGAGACACUAGAUGUGAAUGGUUUUGGCUGGUAAAGUCUGUGUGACCUGAUGUAGAUGUGAUUUCAGCACCAUGAAUCUGUGUGAGGACAGGGAGGAGGGAGCCCCUCCCUCUAAAACCAGUCUGUGUUGGGACCCUGAGAGCCAGAACAAAGCUCAGAGGUUCUAUGAGAAAAAAGAUCCUACUGAACCUGAUACCAGCUGUGUGUCCUUAAAGAGCACCAACUCCAAGGAACUUGGUAUUAUUUUUAAAGACCAACCUGCAUCUGACCCAGUAGUGGACCUGCAGAGCUCAGAGGUUCCCAGUGCUCAGUCUGUCCAGCAGCACCAAACACACCUGGACUCCAUAUUUAUGCUGCUGGAGGAAAACAUGGUCAUGUUUGUGAAGAAGGAACUGAAGAAGAUCCAGAAGGUUCUGAGUCCAGAUUACCCAGAAUGCUUAGAGAGUCAGAGGGAGGAUGAGGAGGAGUUGGAUGUUGAGGAUGAAGAGCAGAGGAGGAGCAGCACAGACGCAUUUCUGAAGAUCACAGUGAACUUCCUGAGGAGGAUGAAGCAGGAGGAGCUGGCUGACUGUCUGCAGAGCAGAUCUUCUGCUCCAGUUUGUCAGCGCCAACUAAAGUCUAAUUUGAAGCAGAAGUUCCAGUGUGUCUUUGAAGGCAUCGCUAAAGCAGGAAACCAAACCCUUCUGAACCAGAUCUACACAGAGCUCUACAUCACAGAGGGAGGAACUGGAGAGGUCAACGAUGAACAUGAGGUCAGACACAUUGAAACAACCUCCAGGAAACAAUACAGAGCAGAAACAUCUAUCAGACAAGAAGACAUCUUUAAAGGCUCAGCUGGAAGAGAUGGAGCCAUCAGAAGAGUGAUGACAAAGGGAGUGGCUGGCAUUGGGAAAACAGUCCUAACACAGAAGUUCACACUGGACUGGGCUGAAGACAAAGCCAACCAGGACAUAGACUUCACAUUUCCAUUCACCUUCAGAGAGCUGAAUGUGCUGAAAGAGCAAAAUUUCAGCUUGAUGGAACUUGUUCAUCACUUUUUCACUGAAACCAAAGAGGCAGGAACUUGCAGCUUUGAAAAGUUCAAGCUUGUUUUCAUCUUGGACGGUCUGGAUGAGUGUCGACUUCCUCUGGACUUCAACAAGACUAAAACCCUGACUGAUGUCACAGAGUCCACCUCAGUGGAUGUGCUGCUGACAAACCUGAUCAGGGGUAACCUGCUUCCCUCUGCUCGCCUCUGGAUCACCACACGACCUGCAGCAGCCAAUCAGAUCCCUCCUGGCUGUGUUGACAUGGUGACAGAGGUCAGAGGGUUCACUGACCCACAGAAGGACGAGUACUUCAGGAAGAGGUUCACAGAUGAGCAGCAGGCCACAACCAUCAUCUCCCACAUCAAGACGUCACGAAGCCUCCACAUCAUGUGCCACAUCCCAGUCUUCUGCUGGAUCACUGCUACGGUUCUGGAGGAUGUGCUGAAAACCAGAGAGGGAGGAGAGCUGCCCAAGACCCUGACUGAGAUGUACAUCCACUUCCUGGUGGUUCAGACCAAAGUAAAGAACAUCAAGUAUGAUGGAGGAGCUGAGACAGAUCCACACUGGGGUCCAAAGAACAGGGAGAUGAUUGAGUCACUGGGAAAACUGGCUUUUGAGCAGCUGCAGAAAGGAAACCUGAUCUUCUAUGAGUCAGACCUGACAGAGUGUGGCAUCGAUAUCACAGCAGCCUCAGUUUACUCAGGAGUGUUCACACAGAUCUUUAAAGAGCAGAGAGGACUGUACCAGGACAAGGUGUUCUGCUUCGUCCAUCUGAGUGUUCAGGAGUUUUUAGCUGCUCUUCAUGUUCAUUUGAAAUUUAUUAACUCUGGAGUCAAUCUGCUGUCACCACAACAAUCAACAUCUAAAACGGCUGAGAAACGGGCAAACAAAUCUGCAGAGACACAGUUCUACCAAAUUGCUGUGAAGAAAACCUUACAAAGUCCAAAUGGACACCUGGACUUGUUCCUCCGCUUCCUAUUAGGAUUGUCACUUGAGACCAACCAGGCUCUAUUGCAAGGUCUGACGAGACAGACAGGAAGUAGAUUCCAGAUCAAUCAGCAAACUGUUCAAUACAUUCAGCAGAAAAUUUCAAAGUUUCCAUCUGCAGAGAAAAGCAUUAACCUUUUCCACUGUCUGAAUGAACUGAAUGACUGUUCUCUCGUGGAACAGAUCCAACAGUACCUGAGAUCAGGAAAUCUCUCCACAGAUAAACUGUCUCCUGCUCAGUGGUCAGCGCUGGUCUUCAUCUUACUGUCUUCAGAACAAAGUCUGAAUGAGUUUGACCUGAAGAACUUCUCUGCUUCAGAGAAGGUUCUUCUAAAGCUAAUGUCUGUGGUCAAAGCCUCUAACAAAGCUCAACUGACAGGCUGUAACCUGACAGAGAGAAGCUGUGAAGCUCUGUCCUCAGUUCUCAGCUCUCAGGCCUCUAGUCUGAGAGAACUGGACCUGAGUAACAACGACUUGCAGGAUUCAGGAAUGGAGCUACUGUCUGAUGGACUGAAGAGUCCUCACUGUAAACUGGAAACUCUCAGGUCAGAUCAAGUAAAUAUUUUUUUUAUGUACAGUACAUGGAUAAUUUUCAGAUGUCACACUGUUUACUGUACAUUAGCAUUUUUUUAUCCUGUACAUCACUUUCUCAUCAGACUGAGUGUGUGUAACCUGUCAGAGAGAAGCUGUGAAGCUCUGUCCUCAGUUCUCAGCUCUCAGUCCUCUAGUCUGAGAGAACUGGACCUGAGUAACAACGACCUGCAAGAUUCAGGACUGGAGCUACUGUCUGAUGGACUGAAGAGUCCUCACUGUAAACUGGACACUCUCAGGUUGUCAGGUUGUCUGGUCACAGAGAAAGGCUGUGCUUCUCUGGCCUCAGCUCUGAGCUCCAACCCCUCCCAUCUGAGAGAGCUGGACCUGAGCUACAAUCAUCCAGGAGACUCAGAAGUGAAGCUUCUGUCUGGACUGAUGGAUCCACACUGGAGACUGGACACUCUCAGGGUGGAGCCUGGUGGAGCCCAAUGGUUGAGGCCAGGUCUGAGGAAGUAUUUCUGUCAACUCAAAAUCAACACAACCACAGUUAACAGAAAACUUCAACUGUCUGACAUCAAUAGGAGGGUGACCUAUGUGGAGGAGGAUGAGCCAUAUCCUGAUCAUCCACAAAGAUUUGAUGAGAGACUCCAGGUGCUGUGUAGUGAUGGUCUGACUGGUCGCUGUUACUGGGAGGUUGAAUGGAGAGGAAAGGUUGCUAUAUCAGUGAGCUACAGAAGAAUCAGAAGAAAAGGAAACAGUAAAGACUGUGUCUUUGGAUGGAAUGACGAGUCCUGGAGUCUGUUCUGCUCUGAUGACCAUGGUUACUCUGUUUGUCACAAUAGCAGAGUAACACUCAUCUCGUCCUCCUUUGUGUCUAACAGAGUAGCAGUGUACGUGGACUGUCCUGAUGGUUUUCUGUCCUUCUACAAAGUCUCCUCUGACAAACUGAUUCACCUUCACACCUUCUACACCACAUUCACCGGACCUCUUUAUCCUGGGUUUGGGUUCUGUUGGCUUGGUUCUUCAGUGACUCUGCGUGUAUUGUAGAAAUGAAGUGUGAUGAGCGAAACGUUACGUGUCAUUUUCAGAUUCAUGUAAUAAAUACCUUUUUUUCGUUC